Messenger RNA from Rana temporaria (common frog), 1136 nucleotides. RefSeq lists its product as uncharacterized. The coding region runs from base 101 to 946 and encodes 281 amino acids. The record is from RefSeq and is a predicted model, not a curated record. Lineage: Eukaryota; Metazoa; Chordata; Amphibia; Anura; Ranidae. The transcript is spliced from 2 exons.
UGAGUAAUUACAAACGUUCCUAUAAAUUGAGGGUAGGUGUGUGUUUCUGGUAGAGGCCUUGCUUUUCUCCCAGAGAGCAGCACUGAGUGAUCGACACACAAUGUCUUCUGGUUGGGAUACUAGUGGGGCAAGCUCCUUCAUGUCCAACUCUAACCUCACACUGACCGAUAUUAUGGACAUAGGAUUUGUAGCUGCAAUGCAAGGAAACUCUUCUCCCUAUCCAUCGCAGCCAGGUCAGUGGGACAGAAGAGUGCCUCCCAAGUUUACGGAGUCCCCACUUUUUGUGACCACGUCGGAAGGUACACCCAUGGUGGGUGGAGGACGAAAACUGUGGUUGGGUGUAGAAGAUGCUGGCUCCUCUGCCUGCCGUUCCCCACUGAAUCCUGAUGGUCCAUUUCUUGAACAGUCCUCCUUUGCUUCAGAACAACUUGGCCAAUUUAAUAACUCCAUUGUGGGGAUCUUCUAUGGUAGCAAAGUGUCCACACCUUAUAAGAAGGAAGGCAUGGAGACAUCUGAUCCAUUGGCAGUCGAUCUUACCACAUCCAAACUUCAAGAUUCAGAAGUAGUGCUCAAUGCAUCUGCACUGCAGAAACCUGCCCCGCCGCUAUGGGAGAUCUCAGAAAUAAAUUCUGCAUUGGAAGAAAAUACUCCUUCACUGGAGGUUUCCAUCUCUGAUUUGAGGUUUCCAAAUACCUCCAGUGACGGUGAACCAGCUGUGCCUGCUGUCCAGUCAUCUACUGCGCCUAUUGCCCAGUGGGUAGGUGUCAAGCACAAGGACAUAGGGCGCGCUUACCUUCAGCCUUUCCGUUAUCGGCGCCAGUUGAGUGCCUCAGAAAUCCCAGUUACAGGCCUACCCCCCUCUGUAUGUUUUCAGCUGGCUGCAGGGUCUCCAGACAAGCCUAUAGAGAGGCAGCUUGAGGGAACGGCUGGAUCCCAGGCUACUUAAAUAACCCAUAAAGGGCACAAAUUCCUCAAAGCGGGUUUUGGCUCAGGGAUUCUCUUUAGAAAAUAUCAUGCCGGAAGAUUUGGUCUCCCUUGCUAAAUAAUGGUGAUUGUAUAUCGCUACCUAUAGAUGUAUUGUAUAGGCUUUUCAAUGUAAAGUUUGUAUAUUAAUAAAGUGUAAAUGAAUCAAGCUA